AUGUAUUCGCAGCCCCGAGGCUCGUCUCCUUCAAUUGCCAACAGCGAGUUGAACGACUACUAUGAUCAGCUUCCGCCCCCACACCGUUUGUCAAGCUUUUCGACAAACUCCACCACACAUCUCGCAGAAACCUAUACCGACGUCCCCGCACCUAUCCGGACCAGGCCUUAUUACGGUGACAGACGCGGAGAAUUCCCUGAGACCCCCUUCGUCGAGGAAAAGGCGUCCACGCGAAGCAGCAGAAAGAAAUGGAUCGUCUGGGGGCUGGUUGUCGUUGGCCUUCUCGGUGUCGCUGGUGCCGUUGCAGGAGUAGUAAUUUCUCAAACGUCGAAGAGCUCAUCAUCAUCUGGAUCCAAUCUUGCUAUCACCGGGGAUCCUAGUCAAUUCUCGAAGGAUUCUCGUCUCAAACAGUCUUUCUAUGGUAUAGCGUACACUCCAGAAGACUCCAUUUAUCCUAACUGCAAUAUCCAACUUGCGGACGUCGUCACAGAUAUGCAACUACUUUCUCAGCUGACAUCACGUAUUCGCUUGUAUGGUAGUGACUGCAACACCACAGCGAUGGUUCUCGAAGCUAUCCAACUCACUCAAGUGAACAUGACAGUGUUCAUUGCCAACUACCCUGAUGCCACCGACAAUGGUGUAGCUUACAACAGACAAAAGACGGCAAUUGAAUCUGCUAUCCAAGCUUAUGGAACUGACCAUAUCGGUGGUGUGACAGUUGGAAAUGAGUUCAUCCUCGAUUACCUUGACGCAAAUGGAGCUACAGAUCCGAAUGGUUCCGUCGGAAACCAAGGAGCUGCUAUAUUGACUCCCCUCAUCGACGACACAAAAUCUAUGCUGCAGAGUCUAGGUGUCACACUGAAAGUCGGAAACGCUGAUGCUGGGUCCUUCUUCAAUGACAAGGUUCUCGCCGACGUGGACUAUGGUAUGGCCAACGUUCACCCUUGGUUCGCGAACGUUAGUAUCGAUGCCGCUGCCGGGUGGACAUGGGAUUUCUUUGAAGAUACCGAUGUGGCGUUAGCCCAAAAUUUGUCUAAUAAACCAGACAUGUCCAUCGCCGAAACAGGUUGGCCUACGAACUCAAGUGAUGCGGGUAACGAGUCAAAUGGAGCGUCCACAGCAUCAGAGGCCAAUCUUCAAACAUUCAUUGACACAUUCGUCUGUCAAGCAAAUGCCAACGGAACAGAAUACUUUUUCUUCGAGUACUUCGAUGAACCGUGGAAGACUCAACAAUUCGGUGGUGUGGAGGGUUAUUGGGGCUUGUUCUACUCAAAGUACGGUUUCUACCAAUUAUUUUCUCUUCUUCUCAACUAA
Messenger RNA from Lentinula edodes (shiitake mushroom), 1314 nucleotides. Its product is annotated as glycoside hydrolase superfamily. NCBI's taxonomy places the organism in Eukaryota, Fungi, Basidiomycota, Agaricomycetes, Agaricales, Omphalotaceae. The record is from RefSeq and is a predicted model, not a curated record. Gene Ontology annotation, molecular function: hydrolase activity, hydrolyzing O-glycosyl compounds. The transcript has 13 exons. Bases 1 to 1314 code for a protein of 437 amino acids. Gene Ontology annotation, biological process: carbohydrate metabolic process.